AUGUCCAAAUUCCAAACCAAAAAGAUUCUCUUGUUUAUGCUUUUUGGGAUGCUCUUUCUCGUUCUCGCCAGUGCAGUCAGCAUCAAUCCUAAGAGAAGAGACUUCACAAGUAGUCAACAAGGAGAUCCAUGUGACAGUGAUUUCCAAUGUGUUACUAAAAUUUGUCGUAUAGAAGGUCUAGAUACAAAAAAAUGUCAACUAACUGAUCAACGAAAAAAUGGAGAAGCUUGUCAUGACGAUAAUGCAUGUGUGAGCAAGAAUUGUGCUUUUGUAGGCACUUGCCAAGAUCCACCGGCUACUCCUACUGCCACUCCUACCGCCACUCCUACUGCCACUCCUACUACUACUAAUAAUCUUAAGGCAAAUCCUAAUGCUAAUUCUGAUGCUACUAGUAGUUCUAAGAAUCAACCUUUGUUCACGAAAUAA
Dentiscutata erythropus is the source of this 426-nucleotide messenger RNA. NCBI's taxonomy places the organism in Eukaryota, Fungi, Glomeromycota, Glomeromycetes, Diversisporales, Gigasporaceae. The record is from the annotation of a GenBank genome assembly.